AUGCCUUCAAUCCAGACCCUCAGCGAGAGCAUCGCCAAAAACACUGCAAUCGUUGAGAAAUGGCUGAAGCAAACUAACGCCAAACCACUUUCGUUCGAACAAGGUGCGGAGGAGGAGUUUCCUUCGACUACGAAUGCACCUGAGAUCGAAGCCGCACGCGUUGCCAUCCUAGACGACACCAGAACGCUCCAAGAUCUCGUUCUCGGACCCGGUGAAGUGGUCCGCCGCAUCUGCUGGGGUUCCGUCGACAAUUCUGUGCAGCAGUGCAUUUACCACUUCAAGUUUCUGCAAGCCAUACCCCUCAAGGGCGGCGCCACUUACAAGGAGAUCGCCGCCAAGGUUGGUCUAUCCGAACCCCAGGUCAAGGCCAUCGUCCGACAGUCCGCGACCAAUCGCGUGUUGCGCGAGGACAGUCCCGAACAUGUGGUUCACACUGCGUCUUCAGCUCUGCUGUUGAGCAACAAGGCCAUGAUGGACUGGUAUGGCCACUGCGUUGAGGAAAUGUUCCCCGCUGGAGCUAAGCUCGCGGAAGCUCUGAAGAAAUAUCAGGGCUCUCAUGCUCCUGAAGACAGUGCCUUUGGACUCGCAUUCAACACUAGGGAUCCCAUCUACAAGUAUCUUGAGCAGCACCCUGCUCAACAGGCACGCUUCUUUGGCGCUAUGGAGGGCGUUGGAAAGGAUUAUGGACAUAGUCUUGAGCACGUCGUUCGCGGAUACCCGUGGGCGGAAGUUGGCAACGCCACUCUCGUAGAUGUCGGCGGCUCAUCUGGCUUCAUGAGCGUAGCUCUGGCAAAAGCCCAUAAAAACUUGACCAAGCUCGUAGUCCAAGACUACAAGCACACGGUUGAGCAAGGUGAGGCGCAGCUCCCCUCGGAGCUCGCCGGACGUGUCAGCUUUAUGCCGCACAACUUCUUCGAGCCGCAGCCAGUCAAGGCGGAUGUGUACAUCAUGCGUCACAUCUGCCACAACUGGUCGACUGAAAACUCGGCCAAGAUUAUCCAGAACAUCGUGCAGGGCAUGAAGCCCGAGAGCAAGAUUCUCUUGGUCGAAGUCGUUGUCGUGCCAUCGAACAAGGAGGAAUCGAGCAUUGCUGAACGGUACAUGAGAAAUGUGGAUGUGACGAUGCUCCAGAUGCUCAACACGCAAGAGCGCAGCGAAGAAGAGUGGCGCGAAGUCGUGCGCGCUGCCGAUCCGCGCCUGGAGCUCACACGCAUAUUCAAGCCAAAGGGAAGUUGGGACUCUGUGAUCGAGCUUUCUUUGAGGGCCAAUGAGCCAUAG
Messenger RNA from Parastagonospora nodorum SN15, 1278 nucleotides. RefSeq lists its product as hypothetical. Lineage: Eukaryota; Fungi; Ascomycota; Dothideomycetes; Pleosporales; Phaeosphaeriaceae. Gene Ontology annotation, molecular function: O-methyltransferase activity. The record is from RefSeq and is a predicted model, not a curated record. The transcript is spliced from 4 exons. Bases 1 to 1278 code for a protein of 425 amino acids.